AUGAGCCAAGAUUAUUACGGCGGAGGAGGUUUCACAAACUCUCCAUUCAGCGGUAGCGCUGAUGGGAGCCCAAGCUCUGGAGUCCGAGGGAGAGGAGAUAUGGCCCACUCAUUGACGCCUGUAUUCAUCGCUCAAUUGUUUCAGGCUACUCAAGCCCAUGCCGACGCAGAUUGGAAGCUUGGCAACGUUGAGCUCGGGCAGAUAACAGUCGUUGGACAUGUCGUCGAGAUCAAGAAACAGAGCUCACAUAUUACGUACAAGCUGGAAGACCACCUGGGCUCAAUUGAAGCUCGUACAUGGAGUGAAGGUGGUAACGAUGACGAAGAUAAAUGGGGCGUGAAGGUACAUGAAUAUGCCCGUGUCAUGGGUACUUUGAAGAGCUUUGGAGGAAAACGAUAUAUCAAUGCUGUUCACCUUCGACCAAUCCUAGACUCGAAUGAAAUCUAUUUUCAUGAAUAUGAAGUCUUCACAGUACACCUCACCCAUAAAAAUGGACCGCCUAAAUCUCAAACAGCUAAUCGCGUCGGAAACUCAAGUGCUUCUGCCUCAGGUCCAGGAAUAUCCGCAUACUCAGCUUCCACUUCCAAUGCGAACAGUAACGACCAUCCUGAAUAUGCUCAACUCCCUGCUUUACAACAAAAGAUACUCCGUGAAAUAUUGGCCGCACCAGAUGAUGACGGUGGUGCCUUUGUAGGCAGCAUUGCCAAAGCAGUCGGUGGUGACGCUGGUGAUAUUAGUAAUGCAUUGGAUCAAUUAAUGGAUGGCGGUUAUAUCUACAACACAUCUGACGAUUCUCAUUUCAUGGUUUCGCGGUGA
Molecule: messenger RNA, 816 nt
Organism: Marasmius oreades (fairy-ring Marasmius)
Lineage: Eukaryota; Fungi; Basidiomycota; Agaricomycetes; Agaricales; Marasmiaceae
Exons: 7
Coding region: 1-816 (271 amino acids)
Biological process (GO): DNA replication; double-strand break repair via homologous recombination; nucleotide-excision repair
Cellular component (GO): nucleus; DNA replication factor A complex; site of double-strand break
Molecular function (GO): DNA binding
Source: RefSeq, a predicted model, not a curated record